UACAUCCGUUUCCGCCCAGCGCCAUUUUGAUGAAACAGCGAGGAGACAAGCAGCUCGGUCAACCGAAAUGGAUUUUAUGGAUUAAAAUUCAAAUUAAAACUGGAUUCACAAGUUAUUUUUUUUUCUACCUGGAAGACAUCGUGUGUCGUACGAGAUUACCUUCAUCCUAGUCCCAUAACUGUUUGAUUUUACAUGAUAUUUUGAUAGCCAGCUUUGAGUUGUUACUGUUAGCAUUACAACGUUGAGCACUUAGCCGUGCUCCCAGAAUGUACCGAAGCUAAUCUCGAGGUUGGCGGUUAGCUAAGUAAGCUAAUAUAACUAUUGUUCGGCAGAUUUCCAUUUCAGAAUACCCCUUUAACAGUGAAAACGACACACGCGUGGACUCGAGGAGGCUCUCGCGCAGCGUUAAGGACUCUUCGUGGAGCUCGGUAGUGUUUGUUUUGGCUGGAACUGUUCCUGUAAGGCAAACAUUACGCACACGGACUGAUGCUCGGGAAACCCCAGGCCUGCUGCUAGCCACAUUUAGCGGCUUGUAGCGGGCUUUUCCCACCAAGGACAGAUCACAGAGGACUUGGCAUUUUACUUUCCACGUAUUAUAUUUUCUCUAUUCUACUUGGACUUUCUUGGAUUUGCUGUGUUUUAUUGGACUUUUGAAGAACUGUCGCGCUGCUCAAUGGCGCACUGGCCUCAAAUCUCAGUUCUUUUUCUUUGGCACUAACAUGGACUCUGUCGUCAUCUGCGACUUGAACCCUUCCCUAUUUUAGUCCCUUCUUUUGUCCACAGUGUUUCCAUCGAGUAUAAAGAAGCUUUCCCUAUUAAAAUCACCAGAUUUAAUUAGCAUCCUGUGUCCAGUGUAACGCUGUUUAACUUUGUUAUAUCACAGGCCUGUGUUUUUUUCUUCUUGUGCUUGAUUGACGUAAGUUCCUAGACCUGUAAAAAUGUCGUGUGUUCACUAUAAGUUUUCCUCCAAACUGGACUACAACACAGUCACUUUCGAUGGGCUGCAUAUCACCCUCAACGAGCUGAAGAAGCAGAUCAUGGGCCGAGAGCGCCUCAAGGCCACAGACUGCGACCUGCAGAUCACCAAUGCGCAGACUCGAGAAGAAUACACAGACGAUGAAGCCCACAUCCCGAAACACUCGUCCGUAAUCGUCCGCCGCACUCCGAUCGGUGGAGUAAAACCUGCUGGCAGGACGUUCAUUGUAGAUCGUUCUGACACAGCUGUGGUGGGAUCGUCUAGACCCACCGAUUCUUCUCCUUCUAUGUCACUUGCCCAACUUGCCAAGACUGCUAACCUGGUCGAUGCAAAUGCAUCAGAAGAGGACAAGAUCAGAGCCAUGAUGUCUCAGUCCAAUCACGAAUAUGACCCUAUACACUACUCCAAGAAAGCAGUAGGACCUCCACCUGCUCACUACACCUGCUUUCGUUGUGGAAAGGCGGGUCAUUAUAUUCGUCAGUGCCCUUUGCUGAUGGUCCAGGAUAAGAGUGUGGAGGGACCCAAGCCUGUUAGAACCAGCAAAGGAAUCCCUCAGAGCUUUAUGGUGAAAGCAGAGCCAGGCACUAAGGGAGCCAUGUUGACCAGCACUGGAGAAUACGCCAUACCUGCUAUAGAUGCGGAGGCAUACGCACAGGGAAAGAAGGAGCGCCCUCCGUUCGUCCCACACGACCAGUCGUCAUCUGAGGACGAUUCAGACCCGAUCCCCGAUGAACUCUUGUGCCCGAUCUGCAACGAUCUGAUGACUGAUGCUGUAGUAAUACCCUGCUGUGGAAACAGUUACUGCGAUGACUGUAUCAGGACUACUUUGUUAGACUCGGAAGAGCACAUCUGCUACACGUGCAAACAAUCCGACGUUUCUCCGGAUAAUCUCAUCGCCAACAAGUUCCUCCGACAGGCGGUGAAUAACUUUAAGAAUGAGACAGGAUACACCAAGCGUAUUCGCAAACAGCUCCAAAACGCAGCCCCGCCUCCACCGCGCCCCCAGCUGCUCAGACCUCUGCACUCAAGACAGCAGGACCCACUCAUGGCCAACAUAUCUCAACCUCCUCCUACUAUCCCCGCCACUGCCCCUCCAGCACAGAUCCCACCCCCUGCACCAACACCUGCACCCGCACCUACCCCUGUCGCCUCCACUGCUCCAGCGUCUGCUCCUACUCCUCCUCAUGCUGUUGAAGAACAUGCGUCUUCACCUGCCCCUCCACCUGUUGUUGACCACCAUUCACCGAUGGACUCUAGCAGCCAGGGUGAACCCCCUCCACCAGGUGAGACGGAUCCAGAACCUAUCCUAAAACCAGACUCAUCACAAACCUCUGAAAGCGGAUCGCAGGGCUACCAUUCAACUUUUGUUGGCCACCUGCCACCCAUGAGACAAUCUCAUUCAUCAGGUCACCAGUCGCGGCCCCACCACUCUGGCAGAGGGGGAGGCAGAAACUGGGAGAGCAGGUCUUUCAGAAGUAGAGGAGAGCACAACUCCAAUCAGCUCCAUACAGCUCCACCACCUGCUCCUGUCCCUCCGAUGUACCAAGCUCCCUCCCUUUACCCACCUCCACCCCAGGCCUACCCUCCACCCUUCCCCACUGGCCCUGGCCUCCUUCCUCCUGCAAUGGGUUACCAGCCCCAGCCUCUUUAUGCCCCUGGACCACCAGUGCUCAACCCUCCCUUUUUCCCCCCCGGUGGCCAGCCUCCUCUUCUCCCUCUUCCUCCUUCCCUCUCUCAGCCCCCCCUCUCCAAGGAGGAAUUCUACAGACAGCGGCAUCACAGACAGGACAAAGUAACAUCCAAACUGGAUGAGUUUACGAAGGACUUUCACAAAGAGCUCAUGAAGUACAGAAAUGCACCAAAGAGACGAAGACCAUCUUAUUCCAGGUCACGUUCAUAUAGUCGCUCUCCAUUCAGCCGUUCUCCUUACUCUCGCUCCAGAUCAAGAUCCAGAUCCAGGUCCAGGUCUUACUCGUAUUCCCCCAGCAGAUCCCGCUCCCGUUCACGCUCCCAUGGCCGGUCUUAUCCACGCUCCCCAUACUCCAGACGGAAUGGACGCAGCUAUGGACGCUCACGUUCAAGGUCCCGCUCUCGUUCGAGGUCUUUUGGAUAUCGGCGCUCUGGCUCACCGCGGACUCCUCCUCCCUACCGGCCAGGAGUCUGGGAGGGACCAGAGGGACCAGGACCUUUCAGGUCUAGGUCACGGUCUCGCUCUCCUGGUGGCUACAGGAGCCGAAGCCCUGGUGGGCGAAAGCCACCGCCACGGGAGCUUGAACCCUAUGAGAUGAAGGGUCUGAGUCCUGGAGGACAAGAUCGCUGGGAAAGGGAGCGGUAUCGACAGUGGGAGAAGCAGUACGCAGACUGGUACAACAAAUACUACAAAGACUAUGAACACCAACAUCCCUCACUGCAUCACAGAGGUCGAGGCAGCAGAGACAGGGAGAGGGACAGAAUGUCUCCUCCACCCAGAGAUUACUCCCCUCAGGGGAGAGGGAGAAGAGGGAGAGAUGAUAGAGGUCCUCCACCUCACCAUCCUCAAUCCUCCUCUUCAUCAGGGACUAAGACAAGCACUAAAGUCCUGAAGACAAAGAAAGUGAAAAAGAAGAGGAGUGGAGACGAGCCUGAACAAUCACAGUCGAUGGACAGAGGUGAUGCUACACCUGUCAGAGAUGAGCCAAUGGAUGAUGUCCCUCCAGUGUCCUCAAAGCCUUCAGGUGGCGCUACAACCACCAAAGCACCAGCCUCAAAAAGCUCUUCUUCAUCCAUCAAACCCUCAACCAAGCCAACAUCCAAACCUCAGUCUGACAAGACAAAGAAAGACAAGCCUCUGAAGGUAAAGGCUAAAGUAAAGACGGAGGCUGUGAAGGCGAAGAGUGACAAAGUGAAGAAAAAGACUGGAGAGGGAGUGGUCACCAAAAAGAAAGAAUCUUCCUCAUCUGUCUCUAAACCGUUAAGGUCCAUUAAAAAAACAGAAGAUGCCCCAAACUCAACCACUCCUAAAAAAGAGAAAGGAAAAAGCUCUGCAGUGAGGCCUGCCCUCCUUAAGACCCCUCCUCUGCCCUCCCACAACCUCUCUCUACACCACCCUUCCCUUCAUGACGGCCCCCGACCAGGGCAUGACAUCCGGGGUAGACGAGAUCUUCCUCAGGGUGGCGGACUCCUACCGCUCCCACAUCCGCACGGACCACCACUCCUCCACAGACCUUCCUCCCCGGUGGACAGUCGGAGGAGGAUGGGGAUGGAGGGCCGCUCGUUGCUUGGACCUCCGCCUGGGAAGCUGAGGAGGAUAGACGGAUUAGGGGGUGAUGUCAUGUCCCUCUCACACAUGUCUCAUCAGCCUCCGCUCCACAGACUCCCACCCCCCUCAGACAGGCCUGGUCUUCUUCCCUUACCAGGGAGCCGAGAGAUGGGCCGUGAGAUGGGCCGUGAGAUGGGGCGUGAGAUGAGCCGUGAGAUGGGCCGUGAGAUGGGCCGUGAGACGGGCCGUGAGACGGGGCGUGAGAUGGGGCGUGAGACGGGGCGUGAGACGGGGCGUGAGAUGGGCCGUGAGACGGGGCGUGAGAUGGGCCGGGACAUGGGCCGUGAGACGAGCCGAGACAUGGGCCGUGAGACAGGUCGUGAGACGGGCCGGGACAUGGGCCGUGAGACGGGUCGUGAGACAGGCCGGGACAUGGGCCGUGAGACGGGUCGUGAGAUGGGCAGAGAGACGAGCAGAGAGACGAGCCGAGAUGAUGCAGAUCGAGGAUCCAUCAGACCUCUGAUGGACCUUCAGGUGAAGCCUCUGGCCCAGAGGAGGAUUAAGCUGAACCGAGAUCUGGGGAGAAAAGGCAGCACUGAAACUCCACCUUCAGACAGAACACCAUCAGGUCCUGAGAGGACAACCUCUACCUCAGACAGAUCAGCGGCAUCCAGCACUUCUGAAGGAGACCGACCCAGCAGCACAGCAGAAAGUGCCAGGAGAAAGGAGCGGUCGUCAUCCGCUGAGAAGGGAGGGUCCCGAGAAAGACCAGGAAGUGCUGGGGAGAGAUCACAGGGCUCUGACAGAGAGCAUAACAGAAGCUCAGGAGCGGACAGAGAGCGAGACAGACCCUCAGGAUCAGAACGCGACCGAGACAGAGGGGUGGGUUCUGACAGAGAGAGGGACAGGGUCUCUGGUUCCAGCUCACAAAAGGUCUCAGUUACAGUUGACAGAGAUGCUGAUGGAGAGAGGUCGGUGAGGACGGAAAGAAAGAACUCCGGCGGUGGAGGAGGGAGAUCUGUCUCUCUGGAUAAAAUGACCAUUGCAGAGAAAUCAGCUGUCACCAAGAAAACUACAGAUCAUCCGGAGAAACCAAGCGUAUCCGCAAAAGAGAAAGGGGAGGGGUCCGAGAGAGCUUCUAAAUCUGACAGGAGUGUUUCCAAGGACAGAGCAGAGAGGAGUGCACCCUCAGGAGAGAAACCGGCUGCUGCUCACAGAGAAGCAGUGAAGGAUGGUGAGGAGUCUGCCGUGAAACGCAGACCGAGGAUCAGUCGUAAGGCACUCUCGAGCAGCACGACAAGCUCCACCAGGUCAACUCAAGAAACAAAGCAGGACUCAGACAAAGACCAGAAGAGUGAACCAUCCAAGCCUGCAGAGCAGCCACCAUCCAGCCCUGUGACCAGCAGAGGCCGCAGCCCAAGUGUCAGCCCACCACGCAGCCCGGUAAGAGAGGAGCCGCUCAUUCAGCCUCCUCCUCGCUCCAAAUGGGAGAGAGAGGAUGAUGAAGACGGCCAGGAAAAUGGACUUAAUGCCCCCAAGGAGCCGUCACCAGUGCCACAGAAAGGCAGAGGAAGAGAGGUGCAGGCUGAAGCUCCAAAGCCUGUCAAGACUGAAGGCAAGGAGGCCACUAGGGAGGAGAAAAGAGGCGUUGUGAGAGGAGAGGAGAAGAAAGGGAAAGCACCAAAGGAGGAGGGUAAAAGUGGCCGGCCAGCACAGAAAAAUUCUGAUAAACCAAAAGUAAAACUUGUGAGGGAAGAAGUGAGAGGAGUAAGGGAAGAAGCAAGAGCUUUAGUAAAAGAGGAGGGGAGAGGAGGAGUAAGAGAGGAGGGGCGAGGAACGACAGGGAAGGAGGAAAGAGCAGCCGAGGGGAGAGCUGGAGGAGGGCGAGAGGACAGUCGUGGCCCAGAGCCCAGGAGGCAGCGUUUGUGUUCGGACCUGGGUCGUGAGACAGACGAGGCGGCCUUUGUACCCGACUACAGUGAAGGGGAAGGCUCGGAACCAGAGCGAGGAAGGAGCGGCAGCCAGAGUCCCUCCGUCAGCCAGGCCUCCCACAGCCCCUCGCUGAGCAACCACAGCGGCUCGGGAACCACCGCCGACAAGAAGAAGAAGAAACACAAGAAACAUAAGAAACACAAAAAGCACAAGAAGCACGGCAGCCAGGAGAAAGAAGGGGAACACAAGGUGCACAAGCACAAACACAAGAAGAAGAAACACAAAAAGAACAAAGACAAAGAUGCGGAGGAAGAGGAGGAGAAGUCCGAAAAAGCAGAGGAAGGCACUCCAUGCUAACAGGGAACAAAAUCUGUAACUUUGAGAUAAUUAUGUAUCUAGGAAUAACAGCUAACAAUGCCAUGUUGCUCCAUGUGCCACUCUGAAGGGAAGGAAUGAAACCGAACUUUGACUGUCCGAGACACUGAAGGAAGAUCGUGUGACUGUUACUCAAACACUUCAUGUCACCGCAGGACCCCCCAAAAACUCACACGGUACUUUGUUGUGCCUGGUUCACAGCUGCUCAAGCUCCCUCAAUAUUCAAUGCGAGCCUCUUUUGUGACUUCAGGUCAGGAAAAACUCUGGAGACAAGCUGUGCUGCACUAUCGUGAUCAACGUAGAGCCAGCCAGAAAAAGACUGGAAGAUAAUAAGUGAUCACACAGCAGUCAAUCUGAGCGAUUGAAAUAAGAAGCGCUGUACUCAGGGAUGUGAUUGCUUCUUUGCAGAGGAGGAAUUGCUUUUUCUCUGUACGAUUCAUUUGUAAAUAGAGAUGAACUGUUGCUUCACAUAAUAAUAAUUUCCCUUGGUUGUUUUGCUCACAUCCCUGUGUGCCGUUCAAGGUUUAAAUGCUGAAUAACCUUCAUUGCAGAGAGUGUUCUUGUUUCAAGGACUAACUGUUUUGCAUGUUUUAGCACAUCAGCUACAAGUCAUGUACAUUAUCCAUUCCUGCUGCACAUUUCUUUGUUUGUAAUCUCAUUUUGACGCAGCCAUCAGUUUCAGUUCAUGCUAGUGCAGUGUUUUGUUUUGAUCUAAGUUGUGCUGUAAAUUAAGAAAAGACAACAAAGACAAAGAUAAACUUCAAGGAUUAAUCUACAUAAAAUAUGAUAUUCUAAAAUUCAGUUAAUAUCGUGAGUUCACCAAACUCUUUGGAAAUGCUCAGCAGUAAAAUAUUUGUGAUGAAUGUGCUAAUACAUGCAGAAGUACCAGAAUGGUCCUUUAAGUCAAAUGAAGCCUUUAAUGCAUUCAUGCUACACUGGAUUGUAAACAUCUAGGAUGUGUUUAUUAAUAAAUGAAAAUCAAUCUGCAUGUUUUUGUUCCAAAGGUGCAGUAGUUGUUCAUCACAAUGUCUGAUGAGUGUGUGAAUGUGUGUGGUGGUGUGAAAGUGAAACGUGACUUUGGGACGAAGUGGAGGACUAGUGUUCUUACAAAUGAGUUGUUCCUUUUCUUUUUUUAAUUAAAAUGUUUUGACCUGA
Notolabrus celidotus (New Zealand spotty) is the source of this 7676-nucleotide messenger RNA. RefSeq names its product E3 ubiquitin-protein ligase RBBP6-like. Gene Ontology annotation, biological process: mRNA processing; protein ubiquitination; ubiquitin-dependent protein catabolic process. The record is from RefSeq and is a predicted model, not a curated record. The coding region runs from base 939 to 6503 and encodes 1854 amino acids. Gene Ontology annotation, molecular function: nucleic acid binding; ubiquitin protein ligase activity; zinc ion binding. NCBI's taxonomy places the organism in Eukaryota, Metazoa, Chordata, Actinopteri, Labriformes, Labridae. The transcript has 20 exons. Gene Ontology annotation, cellular component: nucleus.